Onychostoma macrolepis is the source of this 1270-nucleotide messenger RNA. Its product is annotated as zinc finger protein 239-like. Bases 255 to 986 code for a protein of 243 amino acids. Gene Ontology annotation, cellular component: transcription regulator complex; PcG protein complex. Gene Ontology annotation, biological process: regulation of transcription by RNA polymerase II. The transcript has 3 exons. Gene Ontology annotation, molecular function: DNA-binding transcription factor activity, RNA polymerase II-specific; RNA polymerase II cis-regulatory region sequence-specific DNA binding. The record is from RefSeq and is a predicted model, not a curated record. NCBI's taxonomy places the organism in Eukaryota, Metazoa, Chordata, Actinopteri, Cypriniformes, Cyprinidae.
CUAUAAACACUCAUUAAACAAGCCAUUCAGGAUCAGCAGCAGAUCAUCUCACUUUAUGCUGAAUAUUUGCUGAUCUGCUCCUCCUUCAGUGAAGCUCCUCCCACAACAAUCACACCUUCAGUGAAGCUCCUCCCACUGCAGUUCAGGAAUAAAUGCUGGAAUAUUCCCAUCAGUCUACAAGUGAAGACGAGCAUCAGAGCAUCAGGAAGAAGUGAAAUCUGCAGAGACAGAGUUUAUUGAAGGACAGAGAGAACAUGAGAGAUCCAGAACCCUGCAGAAUGAAACACACUGAAGAACAAACAGGUCUAAAGGAGGAGAAAAAACAUCAUGUCAAAACUGGAGAAAAAACUCUCUUGCCGACUGAAAGUAUUUCUUUAUUGAAAAGAAGAGACAAGAAAAGGUUCACCUGCACUCAGUGUGGAAAGAGUUUCACAAACAAACAGAAUCUCAAUGUUCACAUGAGGAUCCACACUGGAGAGAAACCAUUCACAUGUGAUCAGUGUGAGAAGAGAUUUACACAAUCAUCAAACCUUAAGGACCACAUGAUCAUCCACACUGGAGAGAAACUGCAUGAAUGUGAUCAAUGUGGAAAAACUUUUUCACGGGCUUCAAACCUGAAGGAGCACCUGAGAGUUCAUACGAAGGAGAAACCACAUUCAUGUUCUUUCUGUGGAAAGAUUUUUUCGCAACUACAGAGUUUAAAAGUUCAUCAGAAGAUACACACUGGUGUGAGAGAUCAUAUGUGCUUUGAGUGUGAGAAGACGUUUAUUACAGCUGGUCAGUUAAAACGGCACCAGAUGAUCCACACUGGAGAGAAACCUUACAAGUGUUCACACUGCGACAAGAGAUUCAAUCAGUCAGGAGAUCUGAAAUCACAUGAGAGGAUUCACACUGGAGAGAAACCGUAUCACUGCACUGCAUGCGGGAAGAGUUUCGCUCAUUCUUCUUCUCUACGCAUGCAUAAAAUAAACAAUCACAUUAAGUAGUUUAUCUUCAGGUCUACUGCUUUCAAUGUUACACCACAUCUCUUCCAUAUUAAUCUGUCAUAAGAAACAUCAUCUAAUUUAGUCACAGUGAAUAAAGUUCAUCUUCAAGACCAGCAAAGUUUCAUCUGUGAGAUUCAGAUCAACUCAAAGAUGGAGUUCCUCCCCUAAGAACAAUAUCUAAAGUUGUAUUAUUGUGUAAAAUUUUUCUAUAUGAUAUAAAUUAUAUUGUUAUUCUUCAUUACAAGUAUCGUUUUAUGUUCAAAAUGUUCUUAAAUUCAUAUUUG